AUGGCCCAACCCGACUCCGACUACGAGCUCAUAACCGAGCAUCUGGGCUAUCCCCCUGUAACACUGACGCCUCUCAAGGCCCUAUUAGACGACAUCAUCAACACCGUCAACGUGCUAGCUGACCGCGCCCUCGACUCGGUAGAGCAGCUCCUCCUGUCUAUCCCGCCGUCGAAACUCGGCUUCCGUAAACCGUCGUCCAAAAAGGACGCUCCGUCUGGCGGCGGCGCGGGCGGCGCUGGGAGCAGCGAGGAUGAAAAGCCCGAGGAUGCGGCCCGUCGCGAGAUCGAGUCGGGCACGCACAAGCUCGAGACGCUCCUGACGGCCGCCAUCGACCGCAACUUUGACAAGCUGGAGCUGUACGCCAUGCAGAACAUCCUGACGGUGCAGCCCGUCGACCUGCGGCCGCACGUGCGCCUCGCGCACUAUAAGGAUCUCGACCUCUCGGGGGACGACCAGCAGGACGGGGACUCCCUCGAGGGCGUCACCGCGCUCCUUCGCAGGGUCGAGGCCUCGCAGCGUCUCGGCCUGUCUCUGCAGCGCGAAAAGGCCCGCAACGACGCUCUCCUCGCCUCCUUGCGCCGCGUGGUCGGUGCCAAUGCGCCGCCCACCAUCAAGACCGAGGCUGUCGAGUCGCCGCCGCCGCCCGGCCCCCUCGCCUUCCUCAACGACGGCCCCUCCACCCUGUCGUCCGUCGGCUCCGCCACUCCGAUCACCACCACGGCCGAGUUCACCCUGUCCCAGCUGACCUCGCUGCGCGCCCUGUCCGCCUCCUUGCGCGACCUGAUGCCCGAGCUCACCGCCGCUUCUCUGUCUACCGACAACCCCUCGUCGUGGAGGCGCCAGCGCGCAGAGUACGUCGAGCAUUCGUCCCGCAAGUACCUCGAGAAAAUUUCCGGUCUCGAACUCGGCCCACAGGGUGAGGUGCGUGACGGCGAUUACCAGGGUAGGGGGAGGAAUCUGGCCCGUGACGAUGUCGAGGGCCUCGAGAAGGCUGCCGGUCUUUUGGGUCAGACUGCCAGGCUACCACCUGAUGAUCACGGUGAUGAUCACGGUGAUGACGACGGUGACAACGAUGAUGAAGUCAGAGGCGAAUCUUGA
Messenger RNA from Geosmithia morbida, 1098 nucleotides. RefSeq names its product kinetochore protein Mis12/MTW1. Gene Ontology annotation, biological process: mitotic cell cycle; protein localization to kinetochore; kinetochore assembly. Gene Ontology annotation, cellular component: chromosome, centromeric region; nucleus. The record is from RefSeq and is a predicted model, not a curated record. The transcript is spliced from 2 exons. Bases 1 to 1098 code for a protein of 365 amino acids. Lineage: Eukaryota; Fungi; Ascomycota; Sordariomycetes; Hypocreales; Bionectriaceae.